Molecule: messenger RNA, 282 nt
Organism: Protopolystoma xenopodis
Lineage: Eukaryota; Metazoa; Platyhelminthes; Monogenea; Polystomatidea; Polystomatidae
Source: the annotation of a GenBank genome assembly
AUGAAUAAGUUGUGGGUACGUAUGCAGCAUCAAGGUCAUUCGCGCGAGCGGGAACGUCGGGAACAAGAGCGUCGAGAGUUGCGACUUUUGGUGGGCACAAAUCUUACACGAUUAGCACAAAUCGAAUCUCUAUCCGUACAUACUUAUAAACAUGAUAUUUUGCCCUUGUUACUUGAACAAAUUCUUGAAUGCCGUGAUGUGAUUGCUCAAGAGUACCACAUGGAUGUAAUUAUCCAGGUGAGCUAUCGUUUAUUUAAUCCUACGCAGUCACUUAAUUUGUAG